This is a messenger RNA of Rubroshorea leprosula, 850 nucleotides long. Lineage: Eukaryota; Viridiplantae; Streptophyta; Magnoliopsida; Malvales; Dipterocarpaceae. The record is from the annotation of a GenBank genome assembly.
GAGAAAGGAACAGAGAGGAACUUUGCUUUCUCCUUGAACGGAUCUCGCUAAGGCUCAGAUCUAGUUCUGUGCCUGUGGAGAAGGAAAAUCCAGGAUGGAUCAGAUUCUUAACAAGGUCGGCUCCUACUGGUUGGGUCAGAAGGCCAACAAGGAGUUCAACUCCGUCGGCGACGAUAUCAACUCACUACAAAACAGUAUUGAAGGAGGGGCAAAAUGGUUGGUUAAUAAAAUUAAAGGAAAAAUGCAAAAGCCAUUGCCUGAACUGCUGAAGGAGUAUGGCCUUCCUAUAGGAAUUUUCCCUCGUGAUGCCACCAAUUAUGAAUUCAAUGAGGAGACAAGAAAGCUUACUGUCUUCAUUCCCUCAAUAUGUGAAGUGGGUUAUAAGGACUCAUCUGUCCUUCGCUUCUUUACCACUGUAACUGGAUAUCUGGAAAAAGGGAAGUUAGCUGAUAUUGAGGGUAUGAAGACAAAAGUGGUGAUAUGGGUAAAGGUAACUUCUAUCUCAGCUGAUGGAUCAAAGCUCCAAGUUACUGCAGGGAUGAAGAAGGCCCGGAGUAGGGAGGCUUAUGAGGUUCUUAGGGAUGGUGUAAGUAUAGAUAAAUUUUGAAGCAGUCAAAAUCCCACCCUGCUCUAUCAUUGCGAACUGGAACUCCUUUGUCAAAGCUUAGUAUAAAGACUAGUUUGGUUGGGACUUGUAUUUCCUGCGAAUAUUGGUUGUUAAUAAUGUGUUACUCCAUGGUAUCAUGUUUAUCAUUUCUCUUGAUAUACAAUUAAGUUCUAUAUGAAGUUUUUGUCAAUGUGUAAAGCAAGUGUUUCAAGAGGUCUCCAAAGCUGCCCUAUUUCGAGAUAC